Molecule: messenger RNA, 642 nt
Organism: Plasmodium vinckei vinckei
Lineage: Eukaryota; Apicomplexa; Aconoidasida; Haemosporida; Plasmodiidae
Product: conserved Plasmodium protein, unknown function
Exons: 1
Coding region: 1-642 (213 amino acids)
Source: RefSeq, a predicted model, not a curated record
AUGAAAAUAGGGAAGAUUAUAUCCUUUCCCAUAUACAUAUUGUUGAUAUAUGUAUGUUUAUGUAAAUGUAAAAAAGUAAAAAAAAAUAAAAGAUUAGGAAACUUGAUAAAAUCGAUAACAGAAAGAGUUGAAUCAAAUGAAGGAGAAAAUGAAUAUGCACGUUUAACUCAAGCUCCUACAAUUAAUAUGAAAUUGUCAAAAGUAAAUUUUAAGACAUCAUUACAAAAUAUUCUUGUUGAAUCUUAUUCAGAAAAAGUUAAAGAAGUAAUAUCAAAACUUAAUUAUGAAAUAAGUAAAGAAAAGUCUAUAUUAGAUGAUAUAAAAAGUUCGAACUAUAAUUUAAAUAAAUUAAAUAAUUUAAUUUCAGUAAAAGCUAAAAAAAAUAAUAAAGUUCAUGAUGAGAAAAUAAAAAACAUAUAUCAUAAUUAUUUAAAUGAUAAUAAUGAAAGUUUUGGAUUUAGUUUAUUUCCUGUAUAUAAAACAUUUAAAUCUAAUCCUUUUCAUUUUAAUAACACAUUGAGAAAUUCAUUAUUACCUGAUGAAUUAAUAAAAGACGGUUUUUUGUCAAAUCAAAAUUUUUUAAAAAAUUCCUCAGAAAAUGUUUUAUUCCCAGAAAGGGGUGAUUAUGAAUUGGAAGUAUAA